AAUGGCCAUCCAGGUGGAUAAAUUUAACUUUGAGAACAUUGUGGAGAUGGUGGACGAUGGCCUGAACUUCCCUAACCCGAAGGAAAUAGAAGAGGAAAGACAGUUGGCAAAGGGUCAAGAAAUCAACAGCAAGCUGGACAUCUGCUGGAAGAUCCCGUCCUUGAAACGUGAAGGAGAGGCAAGCGUGGAAGGAGUAUUAAAUCAGCUCGUUCUGGAGCAUCUGCAGCUGGCACCUCUCCAGUGGGAUUUGCUGGUAGACGGGAAACCAUGUGACUACGACAUCAUGGCGGACUGCAAAGUCGGGGACCCCAUACGCCUGGAGGUCAGACUGACCAAUCGCAGCAGCAGCGCUGUGGGCCCGUUUGCCCUGACGGUGAUCCCGUACCAAGAUUACCAGAACGGCAUCCAUAACUACGACCUGAAGAACAUUGUCACCUUCGUCGGCUCCAACACCUUCUACAUUAACCCUGUCCAGCCGACGGAAUUUUCCGUGUGUUUCGGCUCUUUGCUCUUCCUCUACACCGGAGAUUUUUACCUGGAUAUAAAGUUUCAAGACGACAACUCGGCCCGCGAACUGCCUCUUUCUUGGUUCUGCCUCCCCAGCGUCCAUAUACGUGCCGUGAAUGCCAUCAGCGAGGCGCAGUUCUGAACAGACACCUCGAAUCUUUAAAUUAUUUCACACA
Molecule: messenger RNA, 683 nt
Organism: Nanorana parkeri
Lineage: Eukaryota; Metazoa; Chordata; Amphibia; Anura; Dicroglossidae
Product: trafficking protein particle complex subunit 9-like
Exons: 4
Coding region: 2-649 (215 amino acids)
Cellular component (GO): trans-Golgi network
Source: RefSeq, a predicted model, not a curated record